Periophthalmus magnuspinnatus is the source of this 4261-nucleotide messenger RNA. RefSeq names its product chromobox protein homolog 2-like. The transcript is spliced from 5 exons. The record is from RefSeq and is a predicted model, not a curated record. Bases 3 to 1385 code for a protein of 460 amino acids. NCBI's taxonomy places the organism in Eukaryota, Metazoa, Chordata, Actinopteri, Gobiiformes, Gobiidae. Gene Ontology annotation, biological process: negative regulation of transcription by RNA polymerase II. Gene Ontology annotation, cellular component: heterochromatin; PRC1 complex.
GUAUGGUGUCCGAGCGGGUCCAGCCGAAACGCGCUGCAGAAAUGGAGGGCGUCACGGUGGGGCAGGUUUUUGACGCCGAGUGCAUCCUGAGCAAACGGCCGCGAAAGGGGAAGUUCGAAUACCUGGUGAAAUGGAGAGGAUGGUCGUCCAAACACAACAGUUGGGAGCCGGAGGAGAAUAUUCUGGACCCGAGACUUUUAGCCGCAUUUCACAAAAGGGAGCAAGAGCGAGAGGAGCUGCUGCAGAAGAAAGGAAAGCGACCCAGAGGACGACCUCGAAAGAAUCUGCCUCCCGUGACCCCCGUGCCCUCUGACCCUCACUCCUCUUCCUCCUCGGGCCUCUCUUCCUCCUGCUCUUCAUCAGAUGACGAACAUCGACCCAAAAAAUCCUCCAGGUCUCACCGGACUCUCCCCGUACCCCAAAAACGCCCCCAAAUCCUUCUCAAGUCUGAGUCUAGUCACCACAAGUCCAAGAAACGCGGCCGCAAGCCCCUCCCCCCUGACCUCAAAGCGCUUCGCCAGAGCAAAACGCGACCUCCGACCUCGGCCUCGCUCUCUCCGCCAUCCGUCGCACGUCCACACAGAGACCUGAACGUGAAAAAGCCACUUCAGCCCGCGAGCUUCACCUACACUGGGAUGAGUCGGAGUUCCAGGGAGGACGCCCACACCUCCGCCGCGUCCUUCACCCAGAGCAGUGCCUCCAAAUCGGGUACAGUCAGCAGCAUGUGGCCCGGGUCCGCUGCAGGUCGCGCUCUUUCGCUAACCACCGCUUCUCCGCACAAAACGAACGCUGCAACGCAAAGCAAAAGCAAAGAGCAGACGAAGAGCGCGGAGGUGAAGAGGGCGGAGUCGAGCGGGGCGUUGAAGAUGGGGUUCGGGACGGCAAGCGUGCAGAGGAGUUUAGGAGCACCGCAUAAACAGCAAAACAACGGAGCGAAACCGAACCAAAACCAAGCGCUGAGUUUACGAGCGCUAAACCUACAGGAAAACUCGCAACGUCUACGAAGCGGAGGGAGCGCCAACGCCAAAGACCGACUGUCCUCCGCCGAGCGAAGGGGGGAGACGAACCGAAGCGUUCCCGAGCUGAGCGAGGGAGAGUCCGACGAAGAGGACGACAGCUCCAGCGACUCGGACCACAGCGGGACACUAGGGGGCGCUGGCGUGACGGCGGCUAACGUGAUGGUGGCUAAAGCGCAGAUGCUGUUUCCCGUGGAGGGGAGACCAAGCCUGGGCGCGCACGUAGACUCGGACUCGGACACUGAGGAGUCGAACUGGAGACCGUCUCGUAACGUGUUGGAGCACGUGUUUGUCACCGAUGUCACGGCCAAUUUCAUCACCGUCACCGUGAAAGAGUCACCGACGAGCGUGGGAUUCUUCAACAGCUAAAGGAGCCGCGGCUAACGGAGUUGACAUGGUAACAGGAAAACAUUAAGACGUUUACACAGAUUUAAAUAGACGUUAAAAUGGGAAAACUCAAUGACAUUCCAGAUCACUCCGCACAGACGAGCAGAGGUCCACUGUUCUGCUGCAGGUUCAAUGGAUUUUUGACUGAUAUUGUUUUAAAGAGUCGGUAUUAUGCAAAAUGUACUUUUUUAUAAUUUUCUACCAUGUUGUUCCCUCAGCCAAAACAUGACUGAAAAGGUUUUAAAUGUCCUCCGUGUAUGUCUGAGUAAUAUAGCGAUCUCUCCCGGCCCUAUUUGAACAUUUCUUAUGGUUAGAUUUUAGCUGUUGUGAUGGCGCUCUGAAGGGGGAGUGACUUAACGCAAAGAGCAAAAUUGAAACUUAUAAAACACAUCAGUACGCUGGAUGUUCGCAGUUAAUACUCAAUAGAUUAAAAAAAAAAAACCUUUAAAGAUGCGUUUUUCUGGUGGAUGUUUCUGCCGCCUGCUUGUCUCCAUGGAGAUGUAAUUCCUUUGUCUGAAUAUACCACAGUAUGACUUUAAACGUGUCUUUUCUCCAAUAAGUUAAGCAGGUAAUCCCACUAGUCAGAUCUGCGGAGAGGCGACAAUAUUAAUACAUAAUUUUCCAUUAAUUCUUUAGCAAUAAAUAGAUCAGUAUUUGCAAGAUAGACACAUUUAAUGCUAUAAUGGGGAACAUUCCAGGCAAAGUAAUAACAUCUCUAUGAAUGCAAGUAACAUAAUUCACCAUAAAGUUACAUAGUUUUAAUUGUUUGCAUGGCACUUCAAGUCUGACCAGGCUCUCAAAGCAUCGUACGAUUAGUGUUGACAUGAUAUAAAAAUGUCAUAUUCUUAUUUUGAUCCUGAUGAAUUGACUCAAUACUGAUUCCGAUACUUUAAAGAUCAGUUUAAAAGCUUUUUUAGAUGGGAACAAGUAAUAGUAUUUGUUUGUUAUUAUUUAUACCAUAUGGUCUUACAGUAGUUUUGAUAAAACUCAAGAUUAUUAUUAUAAUUAUUCAGGAAAGGUCCAAUUUGAUCCAGUUUUUUCAGUAUCAAAACUUGCUCAAACGACUAUCUAAUUUCUAUACUAUUUCUGUUUUUAGUAUCGAUUAAUAUCUGAUUUUCGAUACUUUUGACAACCCUACACACCACUGCUAUUGUAGCUACAGCUGCCAUGGGACAGACUGAUGGAAGGGAGGUUGCCUUUCUGCACCAUCGGUCCCUCUGACCACACACACAGACUAGUUUCAUGCUAGGAAAGGUGUUUUGCUCAAGGAUGCAACAACAGACCUGGGAUUGAACCAGUGAACUUGUGGUUGUUGGGUGAAUGCUUUUAACCCACUGCUCCUCUUGAGUGUUUGAAUCAUACACCCAAACAGUGAUUUAGUCCCGGUUCAGUCCUGUUUUAGUCCUGUUUUAGUCCCAGUUCAGUCCCGGUUUAGACCCAGUUUGGACCUGGUUUAGACCUGGUUUAGACCUUGUUUAGACCCGAUUUAGACCUGAUUUAGACCUGGUUUGGUUUUGUCAUGCCCAAGGACACAACAUUAUGUCUGGGAUUGAACCUCUGAACACUUUUAACCCACUGUUCCUCUAGAGUGUUUGAACCAUGCAGGCAAACAGUGUUUUAGUCCAGUUUUUGUCCCGUAUUAGUCCUGUUUUAGUCCCGGUUCAGUCCUGUUUUAGUCCCGGUUCAGUCCUGUUUUAGUCCCGGUUCAGUCCCGUUUUAGUCCCGGUUCAGUCCCGUUUUAGUCCCGGUUCAGUCCCGUUUUAGUCCCAUUGUAGUCCCGUUUUAGACCUGGUUUUGACCUGGUUUAGACUGGUUUAGACCUGGUUUGGCUUUGUCAUGCCCAAGGACACAACAUCAUGCCUGGGACUGAACCUCUGAACUCCUGGUUGGUGGGUGAACACUUUAAACCCGCUGUUCGUCUUGAGUGUUUGAACCUUGCAGCAGACAGUGUGCCUCUUCACACCAGCCUCCGUUGGACCUGAUUCCACACAAGUGAUUGUAGCUUUUUAAACAUGUUUUUAUUCAUUUUUCUGUACAUUUUUGUAAAUAUGAACCCGUGUUUAUAACUUACUGAACGACAUUUCCAAAAGUGUCUCGAAACUUUUCAAAUAUCUGCUCCUUUUUAAUAUCAUAUUGUCACUUCAGUAUGACUCCUCAGUGCAUUUAUUUAUUUUAAUUGUACCGGUAACUUGUUUUUGUCUGGCCUUCAUCGUACUGUCUUUUCCUCAUGCUUUAAUCCUGGUGAAGACCUGGUUCAGACCUGGCUUAGACCUGGUUUAGACCCAGUUCAGUCCUGGUUUAGACCUGGUUUAGACCCAGUUCAGUCCUGGUUUAGACCUGGUUUAGACCCAGUUCAGUCCUGGUUUAGUCCUGGUUUGAAUCUUUCUUCAUCAAACUCCUUGUAUUUCCCACCUUUUCCUCUACUUUACCACAUUUAAAAGGGCAUUUAAAAUCCUCCUGCUUUUCUUGAAUUGUUCUGUCGCCUUAAACGCCUUUAGUUUUCGAGUAAAUUCUCUCAAAUUCUGCCUUAUUUUUAGUAUUCUCUGUUUAGAUUCCCACAAUUUGAAUGUAGAAUUUCAGUGCCUCUGUUCUUGACUUGGGCUGUUAAUUUCCUGCGUUUUAACCAGAACUCUUCAUAAAAACUCAAAUGUGGUUUCUCUCUGGUUAUAAUUUUCCCCCUUUUUAGUUUCUUCAGUCUUUGCGCCCCCUGCUGUCCCGUCCUUGUAACAGUAAUAAUGAUGUGUUGUUUUAUUUAUACAGAAAAGUAAAACGUAAAUAUGUUUUUGUGAAUUGUUUCUUGGUGCUGUUUUUGGCUGCAGCCUGUGCCUCAAAUACACAAUAAACUACAGUCAAAACUU